CAGUGGGGAGCCUGACCUAGUGGAUAUCCAUGGCUCACCCCCUCACCUAUCCCAGUACCCGGAACUUACAGCCUCAUCUUCCUGCCCCCUCCAGACUGAGACCAGCCCCUGAAGCUCCCGCUCAGGCCUCGCCAUUGGCCUUCCUUCUCCUUUCAGUACUCUGGUGUCUGGUCCUCUCUGCGCCUGCCCACCCUCUCAGGGAGGUGCCUCAUGGCAGCCCGCCCCUCCGGCCUGGUUUCCUCAGGAAAAGCCUUGGGAGGAAGCAGGGAGGGGGUUGGGAGCUGUGGGGGCCAGACUAACCCAAGCCCUCCCACUGCACUGGCCGCCAUGGGGCUGGGGCUCCUCUUCCCUCUGCUGCUGCUCUGGACUCGGGGGACCCAGGGGUCUGAGCUGGACCCCAAUGGGCGGCACGUCUGCAUGGCCAGCAGCCCCUCUGCUGAGCUCCAGUGCUGCCCAGGCUGGAGGCAGAAAGAUCGAGAAUGCACCACUCCCAUCUGCGAGGGGCUGGACGUCUGCCGGGAAGACGAGGUAUGUGUGAAACCAGGCCUCUGUCGAUGCAAACCUGGAUUCUUCGGGGCCCGGUGCAACUCCCGCUGCCCGGGCCAGUACUGGGGCCCCGACUGCCGGGAGAACUGCGCCUGCCACCCACACGGCCAGUGCGAGCCGGCCACGGGCGUGUGCCACUGCCAAUCCGACCGCUGGGGCGACCGCUGCGAGUUCCCGUGCGCCUGCGGUCCCCACGGGCGUUGCAACCCCGAGACUGGCGCGUGCCGCUGCGAGCCCGGCUGGUGGUCGCCCACGUGCCGCCGCCCGUGCCAGUGCAACCCGGCGGCGGCGCGCUGCGAUCAGGCCACCGGCUCCUGCCUGUGCGAGCCGGGCUGGUGGGGCCGCCGCUGCAGCUUCCGCUGCGCCUGCCACGGCUCGCCGUGCGCGCAGGAGUCGGGCCGCUGCGCCUGCCGGCCGGGCUGGUGGGGCUCCGAGUGCCGGCAGCCUUGCGAGUGCGUGCGCGGCCGCUGCAGCGCCGCCUCCGGCCUGUGCACAUGCCCGCCCGGCUUCCGCGGCGCGCGCUGCGAGCUGCCCUGCCCCGCAGGCCGCUACGGGCUGCAGUGCCGCGACAGCUGCGGCCACUGCAAGCAGCAUGAGCCAUGCUCUGCAGACACAGGCAGCUGCGAGUCCUGCGAGCCGGGCUGGAAUGGGACGCAGUGCCACGAACCCUGCCCUCCUGGCACCUUUGGCGAGAGCUGCAGGCAGCAGUGCCCCCACUGCCGGCUUGGGGAGGCCUGCCAGCCAGACACCGGGCACUGUCGACAUUGUGACCCUGGCUGGCUGGGGCCCAGGUGUGAAGACCCCUGCCCGAUUGGCACCUUUGGGGAGGGUUGUGGCUCUACCUGCCCCACCUGCGUCCAGGGGGCCUGCGAUGCUGUGACUGGGGAGUGUGUCUGCAACGCCGGCUACUGGGGGCCCAGCCUGUCUCUCCUGUCACCCCAAAGCUGCAACACUUCAUGCCCAUCUGGCUUCCAUGGAAACAACUGCUCUGUUCCCUGCGAAUGUCCAGAGGGAAACUGCCACCCUGUCUCUGGGGCCUGCCAGCUGGGAUCUCAUAGUCAGGAUGCCGCCCUCAUUGCGGGCAUUCUUGUGCCUCUGCUGCUUCUCCUCCUGGCCAUCGCCUGCUGUGCCUGCUGCUGCUGGGCUGCCCGGUUGGACCCCAAGGACAGGCCAGCGAGAGAUGGAACCGCUAUGUCCAGGAUGAAGCUGCAGGUCUGGGGGGCACUGACCUCCAGCCUGGGCUCUGCACUGCCCUGCGGUUCCCUCAGCAGUCACAAGCUUCCCUGGGUGACAGUCUCGCACCAUGAUCCGGAGAUCCCCUUCAACCAUAGCUUCAUCGAGCCGCCCUCGGCUGGCUGGGCCUCGGACGACUCCUUCUCUACUGACCCCGAGUCUGGAGAAGAGGACGAGGGUCCUGCCUACUGCGUGCCGCCCCAAGAAGGGAUGGUCCCUGUUGCCCAAGCAGAGUCACCAGAGGCCAGCCUGGCCGGAGGUCCCUUCCCUCCCCCUGAGGACGCCUCCACGCCGUUUGCCAUCCCGCGCACUUCCAGCCUAGCUCGGGCCAAGCGGCCGUCGGUCUCCUUUGCUGAAGGCACCAAGUUUGCACCACAGAGUUGCCGAGGCUCGGGGGAGCUCUCCAGCCCUCUCCGUAAGCCCAAGAGGCUCUCCCGGGGGGGCCAGCCAGGUCCUGAAAGCCAGGAGGCCGAGGAGUCCACAGGCCCAGAGCAAGCAGAAGUGAACGGGGCCCCUCCUGGUGCCGCCAGCCCCAGGGAUUCAGCCAUUGGCCGCCGCCGGCUCCCACUUAGUGGCCGGACAGUGGCUGAACGUGUGGAAGCCAUUGAGGGCAGUGUCCAGGAGAGUGCAGGCUCUGUGACCACAAUCUACAUGCUGGCAGGGACACCCCGGGGAUCUGAGGGCCCCGUCCGGUCUGUCCUCCGCCGUUUUGGUAGCUUCCAGAAAGGCCAGGCAGAGCCCAAGGUCAAGAGUGCCAUCCCCAAGCCUCCACGCCGGGCCCUGAGUCGGAACAAGGGCAGCCCCGGGCUGGCCUCUGGCUCUGCCAAUCAGAGCUCCAGCUCAGCCCCAAGUGAGGAGCUGACUGGGGCCUUGGAGUCUGCAGGGACUGGGCCAGAGGAAGUGGCCAGUGGGCUAGGGGAUGGCAUCAAGAGCUCAGGGAGAGGCCAGGAGCUGGUCCCUGAGGGUGGUCCCCUAGAACAGGAUCCCCAGAAGCUGGCUGACGAGGAAGGGCAGGAGGAGCCCCAGUAUGAGAAUGUCGUACUCAUCUCUGGGCCACCAGAGCCCUGAGGACCUUGAAUUUCGUGAGUGGGAAGACUGUGGAUGGUGCUUAGGCAUCCGAACUGCCCCAAAUUAGACUGUGUUUUGUGCUGGGAAAAGAUCCCAGGGCCAGGAAAGACACGCUGGAGCUCCCGCACUUCCACCGGGACGUGUCAGAGCUGGAGGCUAGUUGGCUCUGGCCCUGGCUGUGCUCUGGGAGUCAGUCUGGAAGGCCUGGGCAGAGACCCCACGGGAUGGGGUCAGGAAGGGGAAAGAGAUGGCUGCAGGGACUUUUUCUCUGUUGUCCUGUACUCUGUUUGCUCCCAAAGGCUAUUCUUUCCUUCAUUUGCAAAACAUUUUUCUGAAAUGGGAAACAACCUAAAUGUUUGAUGCUAAAAGAUUAAUUAAAGAGCUAUUCCUUAUGAAAGGUUCCUAAACAACCAUAAUAAAUCAGGUUGUGUAAGAAUAUUUAGUAUGGGAGCAUGUUCACACUAUCCUGCUACGUGUAAAAAGUAAGUUUUCUUUUUACAAAUUUCAUUCCUUUUGGCCUCAGAAUAUAUGUUUAGAGUUCUUCCAUUUUGUGUUUAUUUUGUGACUGUUUUACAGACUUUUUAAAAAAAGAUGUAUGUGCAUAAAAAAGAUUUGAGGGAAAGGCAUCAAAUGGCAUUCUUCUCUGGGAGAUGAGAUUGUGGCAGAUAUUUAUUUUCUUCUUAAAUUUUUGAAUAAUUUGCAAAUUUUCUACAGUGAACGUUCUUUUUACUUUUCUCACUAGGUUGAAUAUUUAAAAUUAUAAUAGGCAAUAUUCUUCAUUAAAAAUAAAAAGUACUAACAUUAUAGACAUGUCUAGAGUAAAAAUGAGAUUUCUCUUCUCCCCAGAGGAUUCUGGGGGAUGAAGGAGGGGCCAGACUUAAUUUUCACGGAAUGCCUGUUGGUCUAGUUCUGAAUACUCUCCUCGCAUACUUGUAUUAGCCAGUCAGGAAAUAAAGAGCAAGUCCCUCUGUCCCAGUGUGCAGAGAAUCUCAUGAACAGUUUAGAUGCUUCCUUUCAAAUGUUUUUCUGUGCGCGUGAAAACAAAAGAACAUACUGUUCUGCAAUUUGCUUUUUUACUUAACAAUAUAACCUGGCUAUCUUUUGAUGUCAGUAAAUAUAAAGCUACCUCUUUUUAUAAAAAAUGGCUGCAUGGGAUUCCAUCAUGUGGAAAUAAUACAGGUUAUUUAAACCAUCCCCUGCCUAUGGGGAUGUGGGUUGUUUCUAAUCGUUUUGAUACAAUAAAUGAUGCAGUGGACAACAUUGGUCUACAUUUCCUUUUGCAUCAGUGCUAGGUUUUCUGUAGCAGAGCUUCCUGGAGGUGGAAUUGCUGGGUUAUGGGGUAAGAAAAUUAAACAUUUGAGUAUUUACUCCAAUUGGCCCUCCAAAAAAAGUUGAAUGGCUUUGUGUUCUCAUAAAUUAUGUUGGCAUCUAUUUCCCCACACCCAAUCUGAUAGGUUAAAAGAGAUAUCUCAUUAUUUUA
Messenger RNA from Balaenoptera ricei (Rice's whale), 4327 nucleotides. It is a transcript of the gene SCARF1, whose product is annotated as scavenger receptor class F member 1. Lineage: Eukaryota; Metazoa; Chordata; Mammalia; Artiodactyla; Balaenopteridae. The coding region runs from base 211 to 2847 and encodes 878 amino acids. The transcript has 11 exons. The record is from RefSeq and is a predicted model, not a curated record. Gene Ontology annotation, molecular function: scavenger receptor activity.